UCGCGUUGAAAAAAAAAAUUGUUUGUCGGACGCGACCACCUUUUUUCACAUUUUUUCACGCACCUCACAGUCACAGUUGUAUUUCAUGAGGGGAUCAAAAAGAUAUAAAAAGUCGACGUUUUUCUGCUGCCAGGACACUCUCCAUCGUCCUAUUCUUUUUAUUUUCCCUCAAAUACAUCUUUAAAAUCAAAUAACAUGACCGCCUCUGACGUUGCUGACCAGCUUGCUACCUUGUCUGUAAAGACGGAUCUUUCUACCAAGAAGGUCGUUAACCCUAUGGAUGAAGAGGAAGAAAUCCUCAAGGAAAACCCUCGCCGUUUCUGUCUCUUCCCUAUCAAGUACCAUGAGAUCUGGCAAUUCUACAAGAAGGCUGAAGCUUCUUUCUGGACUGCGGAAGAAAUCGAUUUGUCCAAGGAUCAGCAUGACUGGGAAACCAAGAUGAAUAGCGACGAACGCUACUUCAUUUCUCACGUGUUGGCAUUCUUUGCCAGUGCGGACGGCGUGGUGAAUGAAAACUUGGUGUCCAACUUUUGUGACGAAGUGAAAAUUGCCGAAGCCAAGUGUUUCUAUGGUUUCCAAAUCAUGAUUGAAAAUAUUCACGCUGAGACCUACAGCUUGUUGAUUGAUACCUAUAUCAAGAACAAUGAUGAAAAGGAACGCCUCUUUGACGCGAUUGAAACGAUUCCUUGCAUUAAACGUAAGGCUGACUGGGCUUUCCGUUGGAUCUCCUCCAACGACUCGUUUGCUGAACGUUUGGUGGCGUUUGCUGCCGUCGAAGGUAUCUUCUUCUCGGGUUCGUUCGCUUCCAUUUUCUGGCUCAAGAAGCGUGGUUUGAUGCCUGGUUUGACCUUCUCCAACGAACUCAUUUGCCGUGACGAAGGCUUGCAUACCGACUUUGCUUGUCUCUUAUUUCAACAUUUGCGCAAACAGCCUUCGGAACAACGUGUGGUUGACAUCAUUGUCGAAGCCGUCGGUAUCGAACAGGAAUUCCUUACCGAUGCCUUGCCCGUGGCUCUCAUUGGUAUGAACGCUCAACUCAUGUGCCAAUACAUCGAAUUCGUGGCCGACCGUUUGUUGGUGGCUCUUGGUUUCAACAAACACUACAACUCUACCAAUCCUUUCGAUUUUAUGGACAUGAUCUCCCUUCAGGGCAAGACCAACUUUUUCGAAAAGCGUGUUUCUGACUAUCAACGUGCUGGUGUCAUGAACAAGACCCCCACCGAAAAGAACUUUACCUUGGAUGCCGACUUUUAGACCAAGCAUUAUCUUCAUGGAUCAUAAUCAACCCAAGGCUUUUUUCUUCGCUUUUUAUCAUUUCUUUUAUUUACUCCAUUCCCCCUCCUCAACAUCGUCAUCCCCAUUCCCCAUAAAUAGUGUACCAAAAAAAAAAAGCAAAAAGCAGAGAAACAAAAAAAAACUUCAUUUUCAUUAGGCAUAGGAACCCAUCCAUGGAGUCCUUUUAAAAUUGUAUAUACUAUUCUCCCUUCUCUUAUCAACUCUUCAUCCAAUAAAGCGAUAAAACACAAUGGGUACUUUUAUGUUGGUAAGCAUACCUUUUUGUUUCAUCUCACACGACAAUUGGCAUCAUAUCGCAUGCCAUGAUACGCAUUCUCCGCU
Radiomyces spectabilis is the source of this 1617-nucleotide messenger RNA. RefSeq names its product ribonucleoside-diphosphate reductase small chain. The coding region runs from base 196 to 1254 and encodes 352 amino acids. Lineage: Eukaryota; Fungi; Mucoromycota; Mucoromycetes; Mucorales; Radiomycetaceae. Gene Ontology annotation, molecular function: oxidoreductase activity. The transcript has 3 exons. The record is from RefSeq and is a predicted model, not a curated record. Gene Ontology annotation, biological process: deoxyribonucleotide biosynthetic process.